GAAAAAAUUCUCAUUCCCUAUCAACGAUGUAAUCUUGGCAAAAGAAUUCAUAGCAGCAAUACAAAACAAAUACCAGUUACUCCCUAAGACUUACAUAUUAGUUAACCCUACAGACAAACCGGAACUUCCUCAGAAUGCAGACAAGGUGAAAUUAGUCAAUCUGACUACACCAGUAACAAGCCCAAGAGUCCUUGUAGAAACUGCUCACUUACUAAAAGAACACUAUUUUUUUAAACAAAUCCCAGCAAACUAG
Dentiscutata erythropus is the source of this 253-nucleotide messenger RNA. The record is from the annotation of a GenBank genome assembly. Lineage: Eukaryota; Fungi; Glomeromycota; Glomeromycetes; Diversisporales; Gigasporaceae.